GAGGGGGAGGGGAGCGGAGGGCGGGAGCGCUCGCCGCGGCUCCCUGCAGCCCGAGCCGCAUGACGCGCAGAGGAGGCAGCGGGAGCCGCCGGAGCCGCGGGAGCCGGGGUCCCGUCGCCGCGCACGGGGGGUGGGCGCCGCUCGCUCCGCCCCGCGAAUCUCCUGCGCGCCCAGGGACGCGUCCCUCCCGUGACCGCCUCGUCGGGCCCAGCCUGGUGGCUGCGGCCGCUGCCAUGUCCCGGGGGAAGCCCGGGGCGGGCGGAGCGGGGACUAGGCGGACCGGCUGGAGGAGGCGGAGGCGGAGGCGGUGGCUGGAAGCGGCGAUCGGAGCGCCCCGGCUCGGGCGCACGGCGGGGCCCGACUCGCGCGGCCCGGGCACGUUCCAGGGCGCGCGGGGCAUGAAGUCGGCGGCGCGGGAGGCGCGGCCCCCUCGGCGCUCGCCCGGGCUGCGCUGGGCGCUGCCGCCGCUGCUGCUGCUGUGUCGCCUGGGCCAGAUUUUGUGCACGGAUGCCUGUAGUAGUGUCCCCUGUGAGCUGGUUACAGUUAAAUCUACCACCACUGAGAUUCUUGUCAGUAAAAAAACAGAAAACCUUUCACUAAUAACCGUGACCGAUUCGAGCAACCAGAAUCCGCAGCGUUUCCAAGAGAACGGAGACGGCAUUAUUUCAGUUGCGGGGCUGGCUCCUGGUACGAACUAUUAUAUCAGAUACUCAAAUGGCUCUAGUUUCUGCUGCCAAGUGUGGACACAACCCAGCCCUGUGUUUGGCAUUGCAGCUAUUUCCAUCAGUCCCACCAGCGUGAAUCUAACAUGGAAAAACGACGACUCAGCUGCUUCUAAUUAUGAGUAUGAAGUAAAGGAUGAGAAGGGAAGCAGGACGUGGACUUCUGAUGCAAAUCAAAGAAGCAUUAAUAUCCCCAACCUAAGUCCAGCGACUUUAUAUACCUUCUCCAUCACUCCGGAAAUAAACGGAAGUAGGGGAAAUGCCAGCUUCAUAAAUGUCACAACAACGCCUCUUCCAGUGUCUGAUCUUCAUGUUACCUGCAAGGGUGUGACCGCAGUUGCACUGGCCUGGAAGAAUAGCAAUGGCACUGCCACCUGCCGGAUACUCCUAGAAGCCACGGGAAGCCAUGUGGAGGUGACUCACAACUUACCAGUCAAUAUUCCAGACCUGAAGCCAGGGUUUAAAUAUAAGGUCACUUUAGAUGUUUCGGAAUCAAACAGCACUGGAGAACAUGGCUCAGCAAAUGUCACCGGCACAGAGAGCUCAGACCCGACACCCAAAAGCCUCACUGCCCUUUUGUACAACGACCCACCCUCUGGCUUUCCUCCGACUGACACGGAAGUCCUGCUUCUUGGGUUAAAGUCUGGCACGUCGUACAAUGCCACUGUUUAUCCUCGAGCACCAUCCGGCCCGGAAGGAGAGCCCCAGAAAAUACUCUUCAGCACACAAUCCAGUCAGGUUUUUGACAUCAAAGCUACAAACGUCACUGCCACGAGCAUGAUCCUGACCUGGAAAAUCAAUAAUGAUUCGUGCUCUGUCUACACCUACGAGAUAGACGUUAAGUCCGCUUCCCUCAGUCUCAAUCUCACCAUCAGUGAGACUCAGGCCAACAUCACCGGACUCAGCUCGAGCACCUUAUACAACAUCACAGUGCGCCCGUUCCUGCAGGACGGCUCUGCGGGCAUGCCGGGCUUCCUCCAGGUGUACACCCGUCCUGGUCCAGUUUCUGACUUCCGGGUGACGAGUGUCACCACAAGGACUGUUAGCUUAGCUUGGAGCAGCAAUGACUCGGAUUCCUUUAAGAUACUCACCCAGAACGGAACUGGAAAAUUUCAGGAGACAACCACCCAAAGUAGUAUCGUCAUUGGUGGCCUGUACCCUGGGACCGAGUAUUGUUUUGAAAUAUUUCCACAAGGGCCAAAUGGGACUGAAGGGGAUUCCUCGACAGUUUGCAGUACAACUGACUCCGCUGCUGUGUUUGACAUCCGCGUGGUCAAUGUCACCACAACUGAAAUGACGUUAGAGUGGCAGAGUAUAGACAAUGCCUCUGACUACAUCUACCACCUACAGUUGGAGCCUAAGCAUGGCUCUUCUAGCCAGAUGAACAGCUCCGACAAAACCGUCACUCUCAGGGACCUGAUCCCGGGCACCUUAUAUAACAUCACCAUUUUUCCGGAAGUGAACGGUGUCCGGGGGAGCUCCAGCUUCACUGUGCAGUACACCCGGCCCAGCAGUGUGUCCGACAUUGAAAUAAGUCCCGGCACCACAUCAGCAACCUUCAGGUGGCAGAACGCUGAUGAGGCCUCUCUCACGUACAUCUACCGCCUUCUUAUUGAGAAAAAUGGGAAUUCCAGCAACGCAACUGAAAUAGUCACAGGCAUUGGCAUCACCAAUGCUACAGUCACCGAGUUAACACCUGGCUCCGGGUACACAGUGAAGAUCUUCGCCCUAGUGGGGAACGUCACUGAGUCACUGGCGCCUGGCCGGCAGUCCUUCUGUACAGACCCGGCCCCAGUCGCCUCUUUCCACUGUGCAGUGGUCCCCAAAACGCCAACCUUGGUGCUCAAGUGGGCCUGCCCUCCCGGGACCAAUGAAGGCUUUCAGCUGGAGGUCAGCAGCGGGGACUGGGAAAAUACGACACUCCUGGAGGGCUGCUCCUCGGAGGACGGCGCCGAGUACAGGACGGAAGUCACAUAUUUGAAUUUUUCUACCUUGUAUGACAUCAGCAUCACUGCCUUGUCCUGUAACAAGAUGGCACCUCCCGCCCAGAACACCUGCCUCACGGGCAUCACAGAUCCCCCUCCUCCAGAUGAGUCUCCCAAUAUUACGUCUAUUAGUCACAAUUCAGUCAAGAUCAAGUUCAGCGGGUUUGAAGCCAGCCACGGACCCAUCAAAGCCUAUGCUGUCAUCCUCACCACGGGGGAAGCUAACCCGUCUGCAGAGGAUCUGAGCUACACCUACGGAGAUUUCAAAAGGGGGGCCUCGGCCACUUACGUGACGUAUCUCAUCACAAUGGACGAACAGACGCGUUCGCCGGGCCUGUCGGAAGUCCUGAAAUACGAAAUCGCCGUGGGGAACGAGUCCAACACCCACGGCUACUACAACGGGAAGCUGGAGCCCCUGGGCUCCUAUCGGGCUUGUGUGGCCGGCUUCACCAAUAUCACCUUCAGCCCCGAGAGUGGACUCAUAGACGGGAACGGGAGCUACGUGUCCUUCAGCCGCUACUCAGAGGCCGUGUCCUUGCCCCAGGACCCAGGUGUCAUCUGUGGAGCUGUGUUCGGAUGUAUCUUUGGUGCCGUGGUGAUUGUGGCUGUUGGAGGGUUCAUCUUCUGGAAAAAGAAAAGGAAAGAUGCAAAGAACAAUGAAGUGUCCUUUUCUCAGAUUAAACCUAAAAAAUCCAAGCUAGUCAGAGUGGAGAAUUUUGAGACUUACUUUAAGAAACAGCAAGCUGACUCCAACUGUGGGUUUGCAGAAGAAUAUGAAGAUCUGAAGCUUGUUGGGAUUAAUCAACCUAAAUAUGCAGCUGAACUGGCUGAGAACAGAGGGAAGAACCGCUAUAAUAAUGUUCUGCCCUAUGAUAUUUCCCGUGUCAGACUUUCAGUCCAGACCCAUUCAGCCGACGACUACAUCAAUGCCAACUACAUGCCUGGCUACCAUUCCAAGAAAGAUUUCAUUGCCACACAAGGACCUUUACCCAACACUUUGAAAGAUUUUUGGCGUAUGGUUUGGGAGAAAAAUGUAUAUGCCAUUGUCAUGCUGACCAAAUGUGUUGAACAGGGAAGGACCAAAUGUGAGGAGUACUGGCCUUCCAAGCAGGCCAAGGACUAUGGGGACGUAGCUGUGGCAAUGACAUCCGAGAUUGUUCUUCCAGAAUGGACCAUCAGAGACUUCGUAGUGAAGAAUAAGCAGACAAGUGACAGUCACCCUCUGCGACAAUUCCACUUCACGUCCUGGCCUGACCACGGGGUUCCCGACACCACUGACCUGCUCAUCAACUUCCGGUAUCUUGUCCGUGACUACAUGAAGCAGAGUCCUCCCGAAUCGCCAAUUCUGGUGCAUUGCAGUGCGGGCGUUGGAAGGACGGGCACUUUCAUUGCCAUCGAUCGGCUCAUCUACCAGAUAGAGAAUGAGUACUCCGUGGACGUGUACGGGAUUGUGUAUGACCUUCGCAUGCACAGGCCUCUAAUGGUGCAAACAGAGGACCAGUACGUUUUCCUCAAUCAGUGCGUUUUGGAUAUCAUCCGGUCCCACAGGGACUCGAAAGUGGAUCUCAUCUACCAGAACACAACCGCAAUGACAAUCUACGAAAACCUGGCCCCCGUCACCACGUUUGGACAAACCAAUGGUUACAUCGCCUGAUUCCAAAGGAAAUUCUCUCUGGAGUUAAUGAGGCCACCACACCCACAGCAAAGGAAGAUGCCCCGAUGUGGACAUGCGUUUAGAUGUCUAAUAUCUGAAUUCUUUGUUCUGUUUUGUUAGAACUAAUUGAGGGUGUGAAGCUGCCCAGGUAACACGUGAGAGAUGAGAAGUUGGGGCUGUUGGGGGCUGUGGAUGGGUGGUGAGCCAAUCAGCUGCAUUCCUGGUCCCCGGUGGGAGGAGUUCACUCUUUUCCCUUGAGAGUGAUGGAAAACCAGGAAAAGUGAGCUAUGAUUCUUUUUUUUCUUUUUCAAAACAGAUUUUUUUUUUUAAACAAAACAAAACUAUUUUAUAUGAUCCACAUGGGAAAGCCAGGAUCGUGUUGGGUUGAAUAUAUUUUAAGUAUCAGAGGUCUAUUUUUACCUACUGAAUCUCGGAAUCUCGCUGAUGGAAGAUGCAGAACUGUGGACGAUGAUCGUGCAGGGAGGGGCAGGCGGCGCCUCUCCUGCCCGGGUUUUCUAUUUGAACAUGUGCCUUUUCUGAAUUAUGCUUCCACAGGCAGAACUCAGAAGAUUUCUCUAUUUUUGUAUCGAAUCUCAUAAUUGGACUCUGCAGAAUAUUUAAACGGUAGUUUAGUAUCAGAGGCUCAGCCUUCUCAGUAACAUUCCUAAUCUUGAUGAGAGGAGGCCCCUCCCCCACUACCCCUCUCCCCCCCGUUUUGUGUUCUAUUCCUUCUUCCCCUUUCCCCCCAGUUCCCCACAGAUGUGUGUGUUCAGCCCACUGGUUGAAUGAGAGUGGAAUUUUUUUUUGGCGGGGGGGUUGGGUGGGUAGGGAAGCAAAGGAAACCCUGCAGUGGACUACCCUUUUCUAGUCCCUGUUUUUUCCUUUUUUUCCUCAUUUCGUAUUUGGUAAGAAGGAUUAUUUAAAGGUGCAAUAUGUGACUAGUGAUUCCUGAUGCUCUAGGUUCUUAGCAACGUUUUACUCAGGUUGGCAUUUUAUGUCUGUGUGUGUGUGUGUGUGUGUGUGUGUGUGUGUAAAUGCGUGGCAAUCUGUGAACACUUCAGUGUGAAAACAGUGUCAAAGUAAUUCCUCCUCCUUCGAAGUCCACUGGCUUUAGUCUGUCUGCGGUGACACAUAUUGAUAUCUACUGUAUAUAUAUAGAUACUAAACUCUCAAAAACAGUCAUUCCUUUGAAUUGAGGUGUACAAAGUUUGAAUUUGUAUCAAGAUGUAAUUAUUAUUUUUAAAACCUCUUUUCACUAUACUGCUGCUGUAAUUACUUUGAUUUUAAAAAAAAUGUAGAUUAACUUUUUUUUUUUCUUCAGGUGUGUAUCCACCAAGAAUUUCAGAAUUUAUGUGGGUUAAUUUUAUUGGUACAUAAUCUGUAAACUUCUCAAGGCAUUAACAUGAAAGGAUUUGUUUCUUUUUAUUUUAUAUUGUGGCUCAGGUUCUAUUGUGAAGAAGUUUUGAGUGUAGCCUCCAGUUGGCAACGAAGUACACAAGGUCUUAUGAAGGAAUGUCCAACCCCCGAAAGCCCGUGGCCCUUGGCCACAGCCAUGAGUCCUGCUGUAAACUUAGGAUGAAUGUGUCCUAUUGAAGAUGGGAGCGGGGUCCUCUCCGAGUGCCCUGCUCCCUGUGGACCCGUGGGAGCCCUUCUCCUGACCCUGCCUCGCCCCUCAGCUCACCGGCACUUUGAUAACGGAACUGGACAUGUGACUGGGUGUUUGGGGUUAGGAAGGGUGAACCAUGACGUACCGAUACCCUUGAUUCAGUUCAGAGGUCCGUGCUGUAUGUUGUCCCCUGUCCCUUUGAGGUACCGAAAGAAUGAAAAGGAGAGGCGGUGAUGUCUCGUUUUGGGAGAACCUUACUUCCCAAACAGAAAUUGCACUUUUUGCUGAAUCCUUUGCUGUCUUUGGUAGUAAGCAGUUCAUUCAAUGUCAGACUCUUCGAGGAGGGGGUUGGCCCGGCCAGGUCAGGCCCUCUGGACCCCACUUCGGAGGGGCCUUUGGCUGUGAAGGUCUGAAUCAAGGAAGCCACACCGUUGCGGGAGGUGGGGUGCAGCCGGGUUUGGGCCGAUUGCUUCCAGACCUUCUCACUGGUCUGGCCCCCAAUGCAUGCAGAUCUCAGAGUUCCAUAGCUUCAGUCAGGGGUCCCGAUGGAGGCAGCAGCUCUGUGGCCACACCCCUCCCACCUCCAAUUUGUCAGGGAACCAUUGUGAUGGGUCUGAUCUGGGUGUCACAUCCCAUGGAGAUGCUGUGCCCCGCCCUGCCCCUCUCACUGCCAUGGAGAUGUCCGAGGAAAGAGCUUGCCUCUAAAAAUCCCUUUAAAAUGAAUGAAAGCAACAAUAAUUAUCAUAUUGUAUAGAAACUAAAAAAACAGAAAUCCUUCUCCCUUCCACCUGGUGUGGGCUUGGGAACUGAGCAGCAGCCGCACGUGCCUCUCCCGCACGUCAUUCCCAGUCCCAGAGGAAGGCCUGUGCUGGGAGGUCUGGAUUCCACGUGGCAGGUCACACAGAGGUCACCAUGCCUCUCUGCAUCCUCAAGACGCCGUGGACAGGGCGGUGAGAGUAUUUAUAGCACAGGGAUUGCCAAGGGAGAUUUCCUGUGUAACUAUGAAGGACGUGGGGCUGGGGAGAUGGUUAUAGGAAAGAGGAAGGUGCUUUUGAGCUCCUGCCCCAAACCCUCCCAGGAACAAAUAACUAGAAUUGGAGGGGCUGUGGAGAGGGUGGGAUUGCCCUGAGUUUGUAGUUGAGUUACAUACAGAAAGGCAGCCAGGGUGGGGUGAGUGGUCCUUGGUUUGGGGGAUUUGGGUCAUUGGAUCUCUUCUCCAAGCGGAGACGUUUUGCCUCCAAAGGUAAAUCGAGUGACGAUCGGCACCAGGAGGCAGUGACAUCUGGGGUGUGUUCUCUGUGAGCAUGCAGUGACAGCUAGAUGUGGCCCCUUUGGCUCCCUUGGAUUUGGGCUUCGUCAGUUAGAGGCUCCGGGAUGGGAGUGGGGGUGGGGGGGACCCGCUCUGCAGCUGAUUCACGGUUGCUUUUCACGUAGAUGAAAAAGCCUGGUUCGCUUUUGGAAUGGUUGGUCGCGCUUACUGAGCGAAACAAGACUUGGUGACUGAUGUUGAUUUGCCUCCGAGGUCCCAAGUUCUGCGUUUUCAGACUGUCCAGAGCAGCCGAGCGUUCAACAUACUGUAGCUUUUUUUUUUUUUUUUUUUUUUUACCUCCUGUGGGGCACAUAAGGGUAGGAUGUGUUGAUGUAGACUCUAAAACUGUAAUUUUCUUGUAACUAUUUUGGAAUGAUGCAUAUUUCUAAAUGUUUGUUAUACUUGUACAGAGUAUUGCUGUUGGUUGCUUUUCUUUGUUUUUUAAGGAAAAAAUGGCCUGAAAAUUUUUUUUAAAGACUUACAAAUACCAAAUAUAAAAAAAUGUCAACACA
Molecule: messenger RNA, 7788 nt
Organism: Myotis daubentonii (Daubenton's bat)
Lineage: Eukaryota; Metazoa; Chordata; Mammalia; Chiroptera; Vespertilionidae
Gene: PTPRJ
Product: protein tyrosine phosphatase receptor type J
Biological process (GO): peptidyl-tyrosine dephosphorylation involved in inactivation of protein kinase activity
Cellular component (GO): signaling receptor complex
Molecular function (GO): protein binding; protein tyrosine phosphatase activity
Source: RefSeq, a predicted model, not a curated record